This is a messenger RNA of Apus apus (common swift), 787 nucleotides long. RefSeq lists its product as uncharacterized. The coding region runs from base 149 to 787 and encodes 212 amino acids. NCBI's taxonomy places the organism in Eukaryota, Metazoa, Chordata, Aves, Apodiformes, Apodidae. The transcript has 7 exons. The record is from RefSeq and is a predicted model, not a curated record.
GAAUGCUGCACUUGCUAUUGGAAUGGGAUAGGGGGGUGCUGUGGUUGCCAUGGGAAUGGAAUGCAGGGAUUUGUUUUACUGUGGCUGCCAUGGGAGCCGGAUGCCAUCUGUCCUGUGAAGCCUGAGACCUGCAGCUGCCCAGCCAAUCAUGGAGCUUCACAUCCUCCUUUGUUUCAGCAACAUCAUUUACCUGAGCUCACUGGUCAUCUUCAUCUUCUUCCUGUUCAGCUGGCUGGCUCUGCACAGCACUCUACUGGUCCCCAGUGUCACCACCAUCAUCUUCUUCCUGGUUCUCAUCAGCUUGGUCCUGCUCAGUGCAGACAAUGUGGAGCUCCUCCAGCUAGCGAUGGCCCGUGAGGACAGGCUGAAGCUCUGCAGCACAGUGAGAGGGCGCUGCCCAUCUGGGUGCCACCAUCGCAGUCAGCCUCUCUUCCUCUGCUACCCUGACUGCAACUGCUCCGUGGAGCUGAAGGAACACGUCAGCUCCUACAUCUGCUGCGCCUGCUUCUUCAAGAUGGUCACUGCAGGCUAUGUCACGAUGGUCCUGCUGUCCUGCCUCAUCUACCCAGUGCUUGUCCCCAAGUGGUCCAUCAUCACAGCGAUGAUCUGCAUCAUCAUGAUGACCCUCCUUGCCACUGUCUACUUCAGCCUGAUUGAACCCUGUGUCCUCCAAGCACAGAACAUCACAAGGUGCCAGGCUGCUGCCAUGGCUGAAAGCUGGAAAGACAGGAAGGAGCCAAAAGCAGAGCCUGAAGUCAUGGCGGACAGUGAGGGGGUUGAGGAGUGA